AAUUAGGCUACUUUUAUGAUUAUCAGGUUGGGCUCUAGCCUGUGAUUGUCCUACUUUUUGUCAGUGAUAUCUGGCAAAACUGGUUGUAAACAUAAACUGCGUAACUGUAAAUUAUAGUGUUUUUCUCAUCCCAGAGCUGCCGUGUGGCUAAAAAAGUAAAUAAUGAAAGUUCACCACAUUUUAAUUGCGCAAGUUUUGUUUGCAUAGGAGGCUGUGGACCAGCAGUGGUUUCUUUUCAUACACACAUCUGACGGGUGUCACUUACAAGCAUGGAGCAAUUUCCUGACAACAGACUCUGUAGAGGGUUGAGCUGAGUUCAUCGACCACUUCCUCAUAUGCAAAUUUAACCCAUCAGACAUAUAAAUGACACGUGUUGGUGUUAGUUUGUCUUUAGUUCAUUUAAAUAAGGGAAAUACGUGGCUGCAGAAAGUGGUUUUUGGAUGACAGGGAAGAGCUGGCUUUGUUAUUUAUUUUUGUGUUAGCAGUGAAGAUGGAUAUUUGGUGUCUUAAACAGCUUUCUGCUUGGACAGUUGUGAGCCUCCUCUGUGUCUCCUCUCAUAAGGUGACAGUGAAGGAAACUGACUUGAACCUGUGUGAGAAGGAUGACAAAGUGUGUGUCACCGACUUCAGAGACUGCAACCCCCGAACGUCUACAUCUAUACUGAAGACCCUGAACAUGUCUUGUUUCUACCAGAUGUCGAACAGAUCUGUGACAUGUGAGUGGGGUCAGUCUGACGGCGCCACUGAGUCUGACGCCUCUCUGAUCUUCAGCAGUGACGAUAAAGUCAUCUCCUGUAAGGGCAUCUUCAUCCCGGUAGCCAACCUCAAAGUGACAGCCAAAGUGAAAGACUACACGUUGGGGAGAGAGAUCUGGUCCCAGCCUCAUAAUGUGUUUCUGUUCGAUAUAAUGAAACCCUCUCAGCCUGCUUUAACUCUACUCGGCUCCACUGAGGACUCUGUCACCGUGUCUUGGAACGGUUCACGCCGCUGUCGGCUUCGCUACAGAGUCAACAACACUCACACAUGGACUCAGGCUCCAGAUUUGAUCUCUGCACGUCCACAGAACUACACGAUCAAAGACCUUCUGCCGUUCACCGUCUACAGAGCCUCUGUGGCCUGCAAGGAGGAUUACGGCAUCUGGAGCGACUGGAGCUCUGACAUCACGGCGAGGACGCUGGAAAGAGCGCCCUCCAGACCUCCGGAGGUGUGUUACAGAGUGGAGAAAACAGACUCUGGUGAACGUCCUCAGCUGCGUCUCAUGUGGAAGGAUCUUGACCUCAGUGAGGCCGGAGGUCGUAUCCUUGGAUACCAGGUGAGCUACAAGCCGGUGAAGGAGUGGCCUCUUCAGGACAGAACGCUGAUUCAAAACGUCACAGAGGUGACGGCGCUCCUAGUGGUGGAGGAGGGGAACUGCAACGUCACGGUUAAAGCCUUCAACGAAGCCGGAUACGGACCUGCUACGUGUCUCAAGAUCGACACACACAGACAGAACACUCUCCCCUCAGUCAGGAACCUCUGGGUCUCCAGUUCUGUGAAAGACCUUCUGGUCCAAUGGGAGAUCCCCGCCGCCCCGCCUGUCAGUCAUUAUGAUGUUCAGUGGCGCCCAGAGACACGUCCGUCCACCUGCUGCUGGACCAGAGUGGGCGGCUUAAACACCUCCGCUGUCAUUAAAGAUGUUGACCCUGAUGUUUCCUACAUGAUCAGUGUGUUCCCUGUCGUCAAGCAGCAGUGCGGAUCUCCUCAGUCGCUGGCUGCCAGUCUGCAGCAGGGAGCUCUGAUGGAGGUGGUCAGACCGAAGGUGGUGGACACGACCAAAACGACAGUAACGGUGGCGUGGGCGUGGCAGAGGAAGACCGCACCAAUCAGAGUGAACAGAUACGCUUUGAUGCUGAGGAAAGACGCAGAGACGCAAACUCUGUUGCUGUGGCCGGACCAGUGGCAGCACACCUUCCUCCACCUGGAACCCAACACUGAAUACUCCCUCCACCUGUUGGCUGAUAACGUGUCCAGAAACAUCAUCCCUGUCAGGACACAUUUCGAUGAGAUUCCAGUGGUGGCUGCAGUCACUCCUCUGCUGCUGCUGGCUGUUACUGUGCUCAUCAUCUCCAUCCUGUCCAGGACUGUGUACAAGUCAUACUUCUUCCCACGGAUCUCCAGCCCUCGGGGCAGCACCACAGGCCAGUGGCUGAUGUACCAACAUCACGAGAGAACUAGAGAGAGAAGCAUCCUGGAUAUCGAGGACUUCCAGGUGACGGAUGGACUCAGAGUGAAAAGCGUCAUCAUGGUGGGACCGAACUCGCAGCCCUCCAUGGAAGAGGACCUGCAUGAAGACACGCCGGUGCUGUCGCUCAGUCACCUCAUCAUCAAGCUGGACUUGGACUACGUUUCUGACAGUCAACCAGACACGGAGCAGCAGCCGGAUUCUCUGCAGUCCUUUCAUCCCAACUACACCGUGAAGGGCUGUUACCCUGACGACACAGUCUUCACGUCUGAGGAGAACCGAGAGGCCAACUAUCAGACGCACGGAGUCAACGGCUAA
Messenger RNA from Thunnus maccoyii (southern bluefin tuna), 2539 nucleotides. RefSeq names its product interleukin-6 receptor subunit beta. The transcript is spliced from 15 exons. Lineage: Eukaryota; Metazoa; Chordata; Actinopteri; Scombriformes; Scombridae. The record is from RefSeq and is a predicted model, not a curated record. Gene Ontology annotation, molecular function: protein binding. The coding region runs from base 491 to 2539 and encodes 682 amino acids.